This is a messenger RNA of Lodderomyces orthopsilosis Co 90-125, 576 nucleotides long. RefSeq lists its product as uncharacterized. Gene Ontology annotation, cellular component: membrane; endomembrane system. The transcript has a single exon. NCBI's taxonomy places the organism in Eukaryota, Fungi, Ascomycota, Pichiomycetes, Serinales, Debaryomycetaceae. The record is from RefSeq and is a predicted model, not a curated record. Bases 1 to 576 code for a protein of 191 amino acids.
AUGGUAUUUGAUUUCCCCCUUUUCCAUAUAUUCUCCUUAGCUAUAUGCUCAAGUGGAUUAUGGGACUGCUUUCACCAGCGGCUUCCUCCACAUUUGCUCAGAGGCGGCCAAUUCCAAUUCUUAACAAAUGUAUCGUUAAUGCUAACGAUUGCAUAUAUUAUUCUAUCACUAAGCCGUAUCAAAAGUUGUACUUUCUACAACGCGGUGACCAAUUUAGAAUUUGCAGUGACGGUAACCUACUGGAUGUUGUUUCUCAUAUUUCCUCAUCUUUUGAAUACCAAAACACUCCCACCUACUUUCCAAUUGGAUUUCAAGAUUCACCUUUGGCCGUAUUUGUAUCUUCUUGUAUUAAAAGAAAGAAGUAAUAUCAGAGGGGUUACUUUAACAGGUGUGAUACUCCUAAUCUACUCAUUAUAUGUUGAGUUGAUUGUUGCAACUGAUUCAACUCAUGCCAGUAAAUUUGCUUAUCCAUUUCUCAACAAAUAUUCCUUUUCAGGACGGGUGCUUUGGAUGCUUGCAAUUUGGGCCAUUAGUAGUACAAACUACCUCAUACUAAAAUACAUAAAGAAAAUAUAG